AUGUAUUAUACAAUGCUAUGCCCAACUAUACCCCUGCUCUUCCAUUAUUUGUGUAUCAACCGUGCUAACCGACAACCAUGGGAUGUUCUUUCCAUCGCUAAGGGUUGCAUUGUAGAGUUUCUCGAAUCCUCUCCCCCAGCUCCAGUGGGAGUCUGUCUAGCGGCAUUGAAGUUCGCUCAACACGUAAUCUUGGUCCAGACACGGGGUGUUAGCGACCCUCAAUUGCAAAACAAAGCGGACCCAAACGUUUCGCUCAUCCCCUCAGAUCACCCAUUCAUUAAUGCUAUUGCCCUUGAAGCCGAGGGAACGCAAUUACUCACACUCAUUACGACAAUUCUUGAUAGUUCUUCGGACUCCGACUCAGUAUCCACCGUCAUCAACUCCUUCGGCACACUCGCAAAGGCCCAUCCACAACUUCUCCAGUUUAUUAUUGAAGCCACCUCCAAAUGGAGUCCUGCUAAGUUAGCUGGUCAAUCCACUAUCAAGAUCCGGAGUGCAGAGAAGUCUAUAUUUAUUCUCCUCAACUAUCUGUUAAAGUAUGCACUCCGCAGUGACUUCGUCGUCAAGUUGAAAUCUCUGAGAAUGUGCUCCUGCAGGUUAGCCUUGGAGCGAAUCUCUGAGCAUAUCAAGCAAAUAAUUCAUGCUGAAUAUGGCCGUCAACGGCUGUGGCAGAAGCAGAACGUAGACGAAGAGGGCUGCAUCGAUGCCUUUCGCAUCUUGCACCCAAAGCGCAUAAAGCUGGAACUCAGCGGUCCUGACACAUCCUCUGCAGUUUCUGCACUUGCCAAUUUCAAUUUUCAGGACUCAUCCACCGAACUAGUUACAGCCAAAUCCAGCCAUGCAACUGUGGCUACAUCAAAACCAUCAACCGAGGAAGCACCAUGGAAGUCCGAUGUGGAUGAUGAGGAGAUGUACUCGGACAUCGCGAGCUUGACAAGAGCUGGUCGUGUCCUUUCUACCCAGUCAGCAGAGGUGUUGCAGGUGGCUCAAACCAUUGACGAUUCCGCUGAGGCCGACGAGCUAGCCCUUCAGCUACAAAGCACCGCAUUCGAUCCACCGCUGCCCCAAGAACUUGAUAUCAUACAGGCAGAAUCCUUCAUACGCUCUGCAAGGUUCAUAUCUCAAAGACUGCUGGAACUAGGGGCGAGCAAUGAUGGAUUAUUGAGACCAAUACCAUCGGACAAAAUGUGGAUUUUGCUGUUUGUGCAAACUGUCAUGCAUGGUCAACGAAGUUCUAUCGGCACUCUGGCAACAGGGGAUUUGGGCACACAAGGGAGGGAUAAGCAAGACAGUGCAGUCGACUAG
Cantharellus anzutake is the source of this 1305-nucleotide messenger RNA. RefSeq lists its product as uncharacterized. The record is from RefSeq and is a predicted model, not a curated record. Gene Ontology annotation, cellular component: mRNA cleavage and polyadenylation specificity factor complex. The coding region runs from base 1 to 1305 and encodes 434 amino acids. The transcript is spliced from 7 exons. NCBI's taxonomy places the organism in Eukaryota, Fungi, Basidiomycota, Agaricomycetes, Cantharellales, Hydnaceae.